Messenger RNA from Orbilia oligospora ATCC 24927, 1086 nucleotides. RefSeq lists its product as uncharacterized. NCBI's taxonomy places the organism in Eukaryota, Fungi, Ascomycota, Orbiliomycetes, Orbiliales, Orbiliaceae. The record is from RefSeq and is a predicted model, not a curated record. Gene Ontology annotation, molecular function: oxidoreductase activity. Bases 1 to 1086 code for a protein of 361 amino acids. The transcript is spliced from 6 exons.
AUGGAUGUCAGCAGUCAAAGCACUUCUCCACAGCCGAUUGGUAAUAGCGGUUCAGCUUCAGAUCAUGCCACUUCUACAGCCCCAAUACCUGGUCUUCCCGCUUCUGCUGGCCCGGUGAACAAAGAGGAUCCCGUGCCGCAGUUAGUUUGGUUGAUAUUCGGCGCCACCGGUCAUCUCGGACGUUCAGUCUCCGGCAUUGCUCUAGCAAGAAAUGAUUUCGUCAUCCACGUCGGGAAAACCGGUACCGAUGAGCAAAACCCACCGCCUUCAAACCCCAAUGGUGUCUUCACUGUUUGCGAUAUCAGGGACCGGGAAAGUGUUUCCAAAACGUUCGAUAGAUCCCUAACUGUAUGGGGUAGGAUAGAUGUCGUGGUAAACUGCGCCGGCUACGGGAUCAUCGGUGCAUGUGAGGACCAGGAUGAAUACGAGAUUCGUAAUCAGCUGGAUACUAAUUUCAUGGGUCUGUUCAAUAUUAUGCACCUGACGAUCCCAUACUUUCGGAAACGAAAAGAAGGGAGGUAUAUCAUAUUUUCUUCGACAUCUGGGUUUUUAGGAUUACCAGGAUUGGGAGGAUAUUGCGGAUCGAAAUGGGCGGUUGAAGGGUUUGUUGAAUCGCUGAUGUAUGAACUGGAACUAUCGAAUAUCAAGGUAUCGCUUAUUAUUACAGGAUUGGCGAAACGUGAUGAACCGACUCAAGAUACGCAUGGUCAAAUACCGAACUGGGCUCACUUUCUGAUAACAACCCCUUCAGCGCCGUACGCGGGUGUGACUUCGCCGGCGAACCAUGCUCGGAGAAUGGUACAAUGGAUACAGGACAAGCAGAUAACCAGCGGAUUGAAAGUUGCGGAGAUGGUCUGGGAGCUUGCACAUUGUCAAAACCCACCGCUAAGACUACUCCUCGGACAACAUGCCGUCGAGUCGAUGCGUGAUAGGCUUCGGUUCACGCUCGAGGAAAUUGAGGAUUGGAAGCACUUGUACAACCUGGAUGAUUCUGAUAUUCAGAACCAAAACGACGGACAGGAGGAUGGUGGCGAGAUGGAGGAUGUGGUAAUGUCCACACGGGAAGACGACGACGAUUCCAAGUAA